GACAUGUCUGAACAACUAGCAGCAUCCCAGACUCAAAUAACAACUCUUGAGGAAGAAAUAAAGCAGUUGUCAGAAACCCUUCAUCAGGAACAAUCUUACUUGGCGGUAGCCACGACUGAAAAUGAUGACUUGAAUGUUCAAAUCAACAAACUGAAAGAAAUUCAGGCCGACCAUCUAGGGCAGAUCAGUAUUCUAGCAUCUCAGUGUGGGGAGUUGGAUUCCUGUAUGUAUGAGGUAAGGAAAGCAUUGAAGAAUCAGUUGAUGGAAAAAGAAAAACAGAUGGCUGAGGCGAGAGCUUCAUACAAUUUACUGAAGACAAAAUCAGAUGAAAGUGAACAACAGCUACUUGAAAAGGGAGACGUUUUCAUUACAGUCGAGACUGAAAAGAGGAAGUUGGAAUCAUUGCUUGAGGAAAACUGCAGUCAAGUGGCAUUUGUUCAGAAGGAAAAAGUUGAAUUGACUGAACAAUUAACAGAUGUUCGCAUGCAAGUCAUUUCACUAGAAACAGAAAAAAGGAACAUGGAAACUGUAGUCAGUAAUUAUACUUGUCAACUGAACUCUGUGGUGGAGGAAAAAGAGGAGUUUUGUCGGCAGCUAGCAGCUCUUCAGGUAAAACUUACAUCACUGGAGACAGAAAAGAAGAUUGCUGAUGACUUGGUUAAAGAUUACGACUAUUCACAAAAAUCUGCUCAGGAGGAAAAGAUUCAAAUGUCUCAGCAGCUGGAAACUGUUCAAUCAGACAAGGAAUCACAAAUAAGUAAGCUUUCAAUGGAACUGGAGAAAGUCAUCAAGGAAAAGAAACAAGCUGAAAUGAUGUUGGUUCAAAUGGAAAGCGAGUCCAAUUCUCAGUUUAGUGUUCUUCAAGCAGAAACAUGUUCCCUACAGGAGCGUCAUGAUGAACUCCAGAGUGUGUGCAAAAACAUUGUUUCAAAUAACAAAACAACGGCAAAAGAUUUGGAUCAGGCCAAAUGUCUCCUCGCAGAGAAAUCUAAACAGAUGCAGGACAUGGAUACGUAUCUGGUUGAAGCGAAAGUUGAUUACCAACAUAACUUUGAUGCCCUGCAAAAAGAAAAGGAGGAAUUGCAAGAAAGGACGCAGCAGCUGCAAGAGGAAUUUACAGAGAAUUUAAAAGUAUUGGAACUAGAAAAUGUCAAACUUCAAGACCAAUUUGCUAGCACAAGAGAGCAGUGGAGGGAUUAUGAAACCCAGGUAAAAGAUGAAAGAACUGCAGAAGAAGAGACACGUCGUACACAAUUUAAAGAAUCAGUUAUCUUGAAAGAAAGAUUGGCCAAUCUAGAGGAUGAAAUUUUGAGCAAAGAAAAGGAAAUGACUUCCCUUAUGGAUAGCUUGAGAGAGAAAGAGAGUACACUCAUUGAUGUACAUGAUUUAAAUAUGAAAAAUAAUCUUCUAACAACAAAGCUUGAAAAAAGUCAACAGAAACUGAUGGAGAAAGAGGCUCAAAACAGUAUUCUUGUUCAAGAGACAAUGGAAUUGCAAAAUGCUAGAUAUUCAUUUGAAAUCUCAUCUGCAACCAUGAUAAGGAAAUUGAUUCAAGAAAAGACGUACUGUGCUAAAGAGAGGGACAUUGUGGUCAUGGAACUGGCAACGAGCAAUGAACAGAACACACUGCUGCAAGACCAACUGUCAGAGGUAGAGCGUUUGAAGAAUACUUUUGAUGAGGAUAAGAAAAAUAUCCAAUAUGACAUUGAGGCAAUGUCUGAGAAAUGUGACGGGCUCAUGAAGGAUUUAGAACAGAAGAAUUCUGAACACGCUCUUGUUCUAGAAGAACGAGACAAUCUACGCAAGCUACAUCAGGAAGCUGAGGAGGUUAUGAAAUUACUGCAAACAACACAUUCAGAGAAUAGCAAGAGAAUGGAAGAACUCCAAAUUCUUCUUAAUGGAAAAGAGGAGGAAGUUAUUUCACUUAGGACUGCUUGCAAUGAUUCCCAGGCACAAGUUGAAGAUCUUCUACUCAAACUAGAGGAUACUGCUAAGCAAACAGACAGUCAUUUGGAAGAUAAGAAACAUUUAAAGAGUGAGAUUGACUCCAUGAGAGACAACAAAAACCUAGAAUUGAAAGAGAUGGAAUCGGAGAAAGCAAUGAUUAACAAACAGCUGCAAGAAACAUUGACAAGGGUCCAGAUUUUGGAGGAAGAAAACCGGAGCUUGACCGACAAUGUGGUAGAAUUGGAUCACAAGGUGAGAUCUGCAGGUGACGAAAUCAAGGUCGUCCUUGACAACAAGAACAUUCUGGAAGGACAACUAGAACAAUAUAUGGUUGAUAAUGAACAGCUGACAAAACAG
Messenger RNA from Mizuhopecten yessoensis (Yesso scallop), 2304 nucleotides. Its product is annotated as centromere-associated protein E-like. Lineage: Eukaryota; Metazoa; Mollusca; Bivalvia; Pectinida; Pectinidae. The record is from RefSeq and is a predicted model, not a curated record. The annotation marks the transcript as partial. The transcript has a single exon.